UUGAAAAAUUAUUAUCUCGGUUAUCCUUAAUUUCUGGUGGAAAUAUCGUAGAAGGAAAAUGUCUUAGAAUUGUCUAAGCAUUACCAAAUACAUAUUAAUAACAGCGAAAGAAAGACCGUUGUAAAACUAUAAAUUCAUCAUUUUAGUUUUGGUCAUCUCUGUAUUUUGAUAUCCAAAGUAUUUUUGGUGAAUUUAUAGUAUCACACCGGUCUUUAUUUCUGUAUUAAAAAGAAUAUAUUUCGUAAUGUUUUGACAAUUCUAAGACAUUUUUCUAAUAUAAUAUUUCCACCGGAAAUUAAGGAUAACCGAGAUAAUAAUUUUUCAAGAUUACUACUCUCGCUCAUUCACAAGUGUCACCAUGAUUUGUUUACUUAUGGUGGAGGUGGUCUGACCCCCUGCUCACGCAUCGCUCCAGGCCUCCGACGGAGGGUUAGAGAUGAGUUGCAUGUUACGACAAGGACUGAGCAUAAGUCGAGGGAUUUUGGUAGUGUCACGUGGUAGAACAUCACCGGCUCAGAUACACACAACACGAUGCUCAGUUCAGUUAAGACUCAUUCCUCGACAGAGCAGAUCAUUACCUGUGCGGAUGAUGUGUACAAGGACAGGGAAAGUCUCAGUGGGACCAUCGAGCCUGUUCUUAUUAUUCCGAUUGGUACUUUUUGCCUCGGAACUUGGCAGUUACAGCGGAGAAAAUGGAAAUUGAAUCUUAUUGCAGAGCUACAGGCUAAGUCAAAUGUACCUCCAGUUGAUCUACCCUUGGAGUUGUCUGAACUGGAGGACUUGGAGUUUCAGCGAGUGAAGAUGACCGGCUCUUUUGACCACAGUAAGGAGGUCUUCCUUGGUCCCCGUCCACUUCUGGUUGGUGGGGACGUGCACGAGGCAGGAAGUGGACUGAUAUCUUCUGGGCAGAGCGGCUACCUUGUUGUCACGCCCUUCAAGCUGGCUGAUAGAGACCUGACAGUGCUAGUAAACCGAGGAUGGGUCCCAAGGAAGCAGAAGAACCCUGAAUCAAGACUUGAAGGUCAGAUAGAAGGACUAGUGGAAGUGACAGCUGUGGUGCGAAGGGGAGAGAACCGUGCACCUUUCAUGCCUAAUAACACCAAGGGUUCUCCUAUCUUCACUUUCAGGGAUGUUCCAACAAUGGCCAGGAUGUUGGGAACUGCUCCGGUGUUUUUGGAUGCAACCGACACUUUCCCAGGAGGACCUCAGGGUGGCCAGACACGAGUAACGAUGCGUAACGAACACUUGUCCUAUAUGAUGACUUG
This is a messenger RNA of Homarus americanus (American lobster), 1265 nucleotides long. RefSeq names its product surfeit locus protein 1-like (gene Surf1). The record is from RefSeq and is a predicted model, not a curated record. Gene Ontology annotation, cellular component: membrane; mitochondrion. NCBI's taxonomy places the organism in Eukaryota, Metazoa, Arthropoda, Malacostraca, Decapoda, Nephropidae. Gene Ontology annotation, biological process: mitochondrial respiratory chain complex IV assembly.